Messenger RNA from Petromyzon marinus (sea lamprey), 2586 nucleotides. RefSeq names its product ribophorin I (gene RPN1). Lineage: Eukaryota; Metazoa; Chordata; Hyperoartia; Petromyzontiformes; Petromyzontidae. The record is from RefSeq and is a predicted model, not a curated record. Gene Ontology annotation, cellular component: membrane; oligosaccharyltransferase complex.
CUUGCCCCCGCCCCACGUGUCGACGUCGCCACGUGGGCGGUCGUGAGUGGCUGAGGGAGCUUCACGAGCAACAAGCGGCGACAGUGGAAGCUGCGACAAUGGCUACAGCGACACUGACGACGCGAGCCUUCGUGCUCUGCUCCUGGGCUCUCCUCCUGGCCGCCGCCGGUCGGGCCGAGGAGACGCUGGUGAACGAGGAGGUGCGCAGGCUGCUCGACCUGUCCACGCACGUGGCCAAGUCGACGGCGGACGUGACUCUGCUGAACCGAGGCGGGGAGGCGGCGUCUCAUUUCUUCCUCGUCUUCGACGCCGAAAUCGCCCCGCAUCUCGCCUUCGUGGGCGCCAAGUUAAAAGCCAGUGACGAUGAUGACCCCUCUCUCCUAAUCUCGCAAACGACCAUCAAGGGACACAGUGGCUCGGCGUACAAGGUUCACCUGGCGUCUCCGCUGGCCCCCGGCGAGCGCGUGACCGUGGCGACGGAGACCGUGUUCUCGCACUCGCUCUCCCCGUUUCCGUCGAAGAUCGCGCAGACCGAGCGCCAGCUGGUCGUCUUCGAGGGCAACCACUACUUCUACUCGCCCUACCCGACGCUCACGCAGAACACGCGCGUGCGCCUCGCCUCCAAGACCGUCGAAUCCUACUCCAAGCUGCAGACCACCACCAAGACGGACGACAGCAUCGAGUACGGGCCCUACACCGACGUGCCGCCCUUCAGCCACGACCCGCUGCGCGUGCACUACGAGAACAACUCUCCCUUCCUGACGGUGACGCGGCUGACGCGCGUCAUUGAGGUGUCGCACUGGGGCAACAUCGCCGUGGAGGAGACGCUCGACCUGCGCCACUCGGGCGCCGUCCUGCAGGGGCCCUUCUCCCGCUACGACUACCAGCGGCAGCCCGACAGCGGCGUCUCCUCCAUCAAGUCCUUCAAGACGAUCCUCCCCGCGGCUGCCCAAGACGUCUACUACCGCGACGAGAUCGGAAACAUCUCGACGAGCAACCUGCUGGUGCUGGACGACUCGGUGGAGAUGGAGGUGCGGCCUCGCUUCCCGCUGUUCGGCGGCUGGAAGACUCACUACUACAUCGGCUACAACCUGCCCAGCUACGAGUACCUCUUCCACCACGGCGAGCAGUACGCGCUCAAGAUGCGCUUUGUCGACCACGUCUUCGACGACCAAGUGAUCGAUGAUCUGACGGUCAAGAUCAUCCUGCCCGAGGGGGCCAAGAACAUCGAGGUGCAGCCGCCGUACGCCGUGUCGCGCUCGCCCGACGAGCAGCACUUCACCUACCUGGACACGUUCGGGCGGCCCGUCAUCGUGGCCCACAAGAGCAAUCUGGUGGAGAACCACAUCCAGGACUUUGUGCUCUACUACACCUUCAACAAGGUGCUCAUGCUGCAGGAGCCACUGCUAGUCGUCGCCGCGUUCUACAUCCUCUUCUUCACGGUCAUCGUCUACGUGCGUCUCGACUUCUCCAUCACCAAGGACCCGGCGGUGGAGACGCGCAUGAAGGUGGCGUCGAUCGUGGAGCAGACGGUGGGGCUGGUGUCGCGCCGCCUCGCCGCCUACCGCACCUUCGACGAGGCCGUGAGCCGCUACAAGUCGGCCAAGGAGACGGCCGUGCUGGCGGCCGCGCGCAAGCAGCUGGACGCCGAGCACCGCUCGCUCACCAACGAGAUCGCCGGCCUGCAGUCCCGCCUCAAGACGGAGGGCUCCGACGCCGCCGAAAAGGUGGCGGAGCUGCAGCGCUUGGACUCGAGCUUGCGCGAGCUCGUCAACAAAGCGGGCCAGGACGCAGAGCGCCUCGUGCAGUCCAAGCUCGCAAAGCAGCCGUACCUGGAGGCCGAGAAGCUGAACACAGCCAAGCGCCAGGAGGUGGUGCUCAAAAUCGACGGAAUCCUGGACGCGCUGUGAUGAUGUCACUCCGCUUCCCCCCCCCCCCCCCACCCCACCUCUCGCUUGACUCGCGGGAGCCGGUCCGGCCCUCAAGUCCUCGCGUCUCUUUGCUCGCCCGCUCGCUCGCUCGCUCGCUUGCCGGUCGACGCGGUGCUCAUGGUUAACGGGGGGGGAGGGGGGCGUGGGUGUGUUUUGUUCAGAGGUCCCUCGUUUUGGCAGAGCGUCGCACCGCUUGCCUGCCGGCUUUCUCCGAAACGGCGGCGUACACAAGGGGAACGUUUCUUUACGCGGGCGUGUGGGGGGGGAAUGGGGGCCAGGCGUCUGAAUUGCGAGCGCUUUAAAUUUGCGAUGUCGUUACGUUCUUUCGUUUGCGAUCGAUUAUUUUGACGUGGUGAAAUUCGUAUCCAAAUUGCACGAGGCGCAGUUUCAUCGGUCGUUUGAGUCCACGAUGAGGUACUUCGCUCAUUUGCGGUUUGAAUGUACGUUGCCCAUCUCUGCGUCGAAGGCCGGUUAAGUCGUCACGAGGUGCAGUGACGAGAUGGUGAGCGUGUGGGGGCGUGAUUCUGGAUUUGUUUUUUUUUAUUUUAGUUUUCUUGAAAAUAUUUUUUUUGUAUCCUUUCCCACAAUUGUGUUAUGAUUGUGCCGUUGGCAUCGUAACCACGAGACGAAUAAACCUUGUAACGAUACCAAGAAA